GCUCCGAGUCUCGCUUCCGCCAGGCACCUUUGCGGCUCCCUGAACGAGGUCCGCCGAGGCCAGGACGCUGACGCCGCCAGAGGAAGCUGAGCUAGCGGGCCGAGGGACCCGAGAAGGCUACUUCCGGGGCGUGGCUUCCCUGCCCUCGGCCAGGAAGAAGAUGCAAGCCAGCCCCAUCCGCAUUCCAUCCGUCAGCAAUGACACCGACUGGGACUUCUGCUUCCACUUGUCACAGCAAGCUAAGGUCCCAGCAUACCAGCAAAGAGAUGAACUGUAUUCCUCUAGUGGGUCUGGAGAGAGUGAAGAAGACACUGAAGCCAUGGAGGAGAUGGCCGUAGGCUGCAUGUCUCUUCCUAAAGACAAAUUGGCCCAAUCCCAGAAGAAAAUAACUCAGCUGAUUAAGAAAAAAAUGAACAUCCAAGCAAACAAGGAGCUGAUUCGCUGUGUCAUCCUUUCUCGGAUUAUUUUUGGGGAAGAACACUGGAAAUGUGCACAGGCUUUGGCCAGCCUGGCUUAUGGCUACCUGACCCUGAGAGGCCUCCCAGCUCAGGCCAAGAAACAUGCUGAAUCUGCCAGAACCACACUGCUGACCUGGAAGGGAAACACGACCUCACGCAAGGAGAAGAAGGAAAUCCUGGGUACACUGGUCAUGCUCUACUACACCGUGGGCGUGGCCUGGCUCCUACAGAACCGUGGCAGAGAGGCUUAUUUCAACCUGCAGAAGGCAGACAAAAACAUGAAAGAGCUGAAAGAAUUAUAUAAGGGAAGUGUUCGCAGAUUACAAGUCUCGGAGAAAGACCUGACGAUCGCUUUGGGCAGAGCCUCCUUGGCCGUCCACAGAUUGAACCUUGCUCUGGCAUACUUUGAAAAGGCAAUUGGCAAUGUUAUUGCUGUGAAGGGUGAUAGGGCAUCAGAUCUGGUCAGUCUGUAUGAGGAGAUCGCGCAGAUCGAGCAGCUGAGGAGGAACCAUGAUCAGGCCAUUCAGUACUUGCAGCAGGCCUAUUCUGUCUGUGUUUCUUUGUUCACUGAAGUCAGCCCCCAAACUGCAGAGGCAAGCGCGUUACUAGCCAAGGCUCAUGCCCUGUCUGGAGAGGCCCAACACAGGGAUGCUGUUGAGACAUAUUUUAUAAAAAGUAUCAGUGCAUAUCAAGCAACAUUGGGCCCCACGGAUUAUGAAACACUGGCAACCACUGAAGAAUUUUGCAAAUGGCUUAUCCAAAAUGGGGAAAAAGAGGAAGCUUACAGACUGCUAAAGGCCUCACUGAAGUCUCAGGUCACCACCUAUGGUGACUGUAGUGAAAAAGUGGCUGAAACUUUUUACAUCAUGGGCAGGAUCUGCUUUGCCAAAGGAGAGCUCAGAAAGGCGAUUCAGCUACUAAGGAAGUGUCUGAUGAUUCAAAUCCUUUUAUAUGGAAGUGAGCACAGUAAAAGCAGAGACACAAAAGACCUCCUUACCCUGAUGCAGAGGGCAAGCAGUUGUUCAUCCAGGUGGAGAAGACAAGCCAUUCCUGGACGAAGGAACUGUGUAUACAAAGGCCCCGAGGUGUGACAGAAGACAGUAUAUCGAAGCAAUGAGCUAGCUCUGGAGACAGACAAGCCUGCGUUCAGAUCCCAGGGCCACCACUUUCUAUCUGCAUGUAACCCUGGUUUCUUCACCACAGAAUGGAGAUGAGAAGAAUACAGGUCUCUUAGUGUUGCCGUGAAAGUAAAAUGUAUGUGAAGUGGUUAGUAAGGUGCCUCGCUCUGUAGUAAUCAUGUAACAAAUAACAGCUAUUUUUAUUUUUACUGAAGCCUGGGCUUGCUUUAAGUUUAUUAUCUUCUAGUUACAACAUUUGGUACAUGAAGCACAAGGAGAUGGGGGCUGGUAACUAUUCUUGGUAAAAAGCUACCACACCAAGCUGGUGUGGAAAACACUUCACUCUUCCAUCUCAAAAGUGAGCUGGAUGGAGCUUAUCAGCCCUUGGAAGCAGACAAUGUGACACA
This is a messenger RNA of Hyaena hyaena (striped hyena), 1983 nucleotides long. RefSeq names its product tetratricopeptide repeat domain 23 like (gene TTC23L). The coding region runs from base 161 to 1549 and encodes 462 amino acids. Gene Ontology annotation, molecular function: protein binding. The transcript is spliced from 13 exons. NCBI's taxonomy places the organism in Eukaryota, Metazoa, Chordata, Mammalia, Carnivora, Hyaenidae. The record is from RefSeq and is a predicted model, not a curated record.